ACCGUGACCGUGAACAAACCAAUGCAAUUCUACGCUCGUGAAGAGACAUUGAAUAAUCCCUCCUUUUCGAAACGCCCCCAACCCGAGGGAGGAGGUAGGGAAGUAGCUUUCUGGUGACAGAGAGGACCAUAAACGGCGAUCGAGGUGGAGGCGCAGGCGGAUUAGUGCCAGCGCCAGGCAGGCGGGUUGUUUGUGAUUAACUGCUGCUGGGGACUGGGGUAUGGAGAUGUUGCGUCGCUCUUCAGUAUUCGCGGCAGAAGUGAUGGAAGUAUUUGACCGAUCCCCCACAGACAAGGAGCUGGUGUCACAGGCGAAGGCGCUAUGCAGGGAUUUCAUCCAUUCCAGGCUGAACAGGACCGGGAUUGGGUGGUCGAAGGCCGAGCAUCAGCUGUCGGCAUCAGGUGGGACGCUUGGAGAGAUCUCCUCUGUCCUCAUGUGGUUAGGCGAUGAGUUGGAGUACCUGCGACCCAACAUCUACCGUAACGUAGCUCGUCAGCUGAACAUCACCGUUGCGUCUGAGAGCGUGGUGUCUGAUGCCUUCCUGGCUGUGGCUGCAGAGAUCUUCUCCACCGGUAUAACGUGGGGGAAGGUGGUGUCCCUGUAUGCGGUAGCCGGUGCCCUGGCGGUGGACUGCGUGAGGCAUGGUCACCCAGCCAUGGUCCACACCAUCGUAGACUGCAUGGGGGAGUUUGUCCGCAAGAGCCUGGUCUCCUGGUUGAAGAGGAGAGGAGGCUGGGCUGAUAUCACAAAGUGCGUUGUGAACACGGACCCCAGCUUCCGCUCCCAUUGGCUGGUGUCUGCGACCUGCGCCUGUGGCCAUUACCUGAAGGCCAUGUUGUUUUACCUGCUCCGGGACAAGUGACAACGGAGGACGCGUUGAGGCACGGCACGAUGGACAAUCUGCCCGCCAGCGCAGGACAGCAGAGCCUUAUCCUGGUCCCAGAUCUGUUCCCAGCCCCUGACAACUCUAUUGCUGUCGUUGUCAAGCUAAACAAUUUUUUUGUUUGUGUGUUUUAGAUCAAGGAGUUUGUCAGGACAAGUGAGUGACAAGGAGUUGUCAUGACAGCCCAAACAGUCUGAAGGGGCAGCCAUCCCUCCUCUAGAGUUCUAGAUAUGUUGUUCGUUUACACCUGCAGACGUUUGCACUGAGUCUGCCACUGACGAGCACCUUGGGCCUCUUCACAAACAAAUGAAACAAACGCACCGGCAUCGGAAC
This is a messenger RNA of Oncorhynchus masou masou (cherry salmon), 1216 nucleotides long. RefSeq names its product bcl-2-related ovarian killer protein homolog A. The coding region runs from base 221 to 862 and encodes 213 amino acids. The transcript has 4 exons. Gene Ontology annotation, biological process: intrinsic apoptotic signaling pathway in response to DNA damage; regulation of apoptotic process; extrinsic apoptotic signaling pathway in absence of ligand. Lineage: Eukaryota; Metazoa; Chordata; Actinopteri; Salmoniformes; Salmonidae. Gene Ontology annotation, cellular component: mitochondrial outer membrane. Gene Ontology annotation, molecular function: protein homodimerization activity; protein heterodimerization activity. The record is from RefSeq and is a predicted model, not a curated record.